This is a messenger RNA of Panicum virgatum (switchgrass), 891 nucleotides long. RefSeq lists its product as uncharacterized. Lineage: Eukaryota; Viridiplantae; Streptophyta; Magnoliopsida; Poales; Poaceae. Bases 129 to 503 code for a protein of 124 amino acids. The record is from RefSeq and is a predicted model, not a curated record. The transcript has a single exon.
CCGACCAACCAACCAACCCGCUACGCGCACCUCAUCGCUUCGCCAAGCUAGUUGCGCGCUCGGCGCUCGCUCGCGCUCCCCCCCCCCCCCCCCCCCAACCGUGCAGAGGGGAGGGAGGAGCUGCUCCGAUGUGGGCGCUUGGCUCGCCAGGGAGGCUGCCGGCGAUGGAGGAGCGCGGCGAGGAGGACGCGGGCCCGUACAGCCACCGGGCGCGCGGGGCGAUGGCCUCCUGCUGGGGCCGCUUCGGCGUCGCCGCGCUGUGGCGGAGGCUGCGGCAGCACCUCAGCCUGGCGCGCCGCAGGCGGCGGCUCGGCGGCCGCUCCUCCAUCCUCGGCGCCGGCGGCCUCAACUACGACCCGCUCAGCUACGCGCAGAACUUCGACGAUGGCUGCCUCGAGGAGCGGGAGCCGGACUUCAGCGCCAGGUUUGCGCCCGCGCGGCACGCCGCCGCCGGCUCGCCGAGGCCGGCCGUGGCCGCGGAUCGGGACGUCGCCGCCGCUUGACGCCGCCCGGGUCCGCUCCUGCCGCCGUGGAUACGGAUCGGAGCUUUUACCGCUGCUCGUGCGCCUAGGCGAGUGGCAGACAGCAGACUGGUUCAAGCAAGCCUUCAGUUGAAUGUACACACACGAUACAUACAUGUCGCAGGCUCGCAUGGCUGGAUGUUAGUAGAUUCGAUAUAGCUAAUCAAGCUGUCCCAUAAAAAAAAAGUUCAUCUCAUCAGAGAAAAAAAAAAUCUUGCCACUUUGCUGGUUUUUUCAGCAUUCUUGCUGGUUUGCUGGUUCUGCAGCGUUCUUGCAGAAUUGCAGGGAUUCUUGAAGUUUUUCUUUUGCUCGUGUUUAUGUCCACUUGGGAUCCAAGCUUCGGCGCAUCAAUUCACUGUUCUGAAGCCUA